Gigantopelta aegis is the source of this 2048-nucleotide messenger RNA. RefSeq names its product pancreas transcription factor 1 subunit alpha-like. Bases 668 to 1357 code for a protein of 229 amino acids. Gene Ontology annotation, molecular function: protein dimerization activity; DNA-binding transcription factor activity, RNA polymerase II-specific; RNA polymerase II transcription regulatory region sequence-specific DNA binding. Lineage: Eukaryota; Metazoa; Mollusca; Gastropoda; Neomphalida; Peltospiridae. The transcript has a single exon. The record is from RefSeq and is a predicted model, not a curated record. Gene Ontology annotation, biological process: regulation of transcription by RNA polymerase II; developmental process.
CAUGAAAAGUCUACUGGAGCAUUGUUUCUGUUCUUUAAUUGCUUUCAAAUGAUUGUAAGAAAAGUCGACCUGGAGUGAGUGGGUCGAUGAGGGGCGAACUAUCUCUGUCACCUAAACUCAAGAAUACUACUGCUAAUAUUGCAUUGUUAAAAAAAAAAAAAAUUGAAGCUGAAAAAAACAAACAGAAAAAAAAUAAAAUAAAAGAGACAAACAAAAAAUCUGAACAAAAAUCAUUUUCAUUUUAACUUGCAAUUUUUUAAAUUCUAAAACACUAUAAAGCUGGAAUGACGAGAUACCGCGCUUCUUGUGGGCGUGGUUUGAAUUUGUGAAAGUUCGAUGUCGCCACGCGCUGGAGGCGGUGCUUGUGAAUCAGUGUAUUAGCGAGUCGCGAGCCAAUGGCGGGUCGCGUGGCCGGGUGACUCUCGUUAUCAAGGUGAUAACUUGAUAGUGUGCUGCCUCAGGUAAAUCGUAUAAAAGCCCUUGAUCUCGCUGCCCGGCCAUUUAAAUAACAACUUGACAUCACCGUGAACACUUCGUUGGUUUAAAAUUUGAAGACGGGCUAUUGACGAAACUCUUUAAAGUGAUCCUCUGGAUCGACAAAAGAACCACUUCGUCCGAGCUCUCCACCUGAAGAAUCUGCUAGAUCCGCCCUUGAUCGUCGACAGUGAUGGAUUUCCAGAGUUUACUUUCUAACAACGAAUAUGUAGACUACUCACUGUGGAGUGAAUAUUCCUCCGGGUGCACGUCCGGCAAUGUACCGUCCUCGCCCAGUUCCACAACAUCCGUGUCGUCAUCGUCGUUGCUAGGAGACGACAACAGUAUGUACGACCUGUCCGCACUGGUCGGAUCACACCUGACGUCACUCGGAGACGGUGGAGUUCAUCAUUCUUCGUUGUGUUCGUCCUCCGCCGACGUCACGUCAUCGGAAUCAAAUGAUUCCGUUAAUAACGUUUUCUCUCAUUGGAUGGACUUGCAGCAGACGGACCAAUAUCAAAACGAGACACUCCAGACUGUGAUGUUGAAUCCUUAUCAAGAUGGCGGGGACGAAAACACAGCAGAGUGGUGUUCUGCAAACAAACUGACAUCUCGUUUUGACUUUUCACAGCCGCUGCCAACUGGCUGCGCCUCCCAGUGCUCGAAACCCAAACGUAAACGGGUGCAGUCUAAGACGCAAAGAAAAGAGGCCAAUGUUCGUGAGAGGAAGAGGAUGGUGUAUCUUAACGACGCUUUUGAAAAUCUGAGAAAAAUACUCCCAGCCUUCAGUUACGAGAAAAAUCUCUCAAGAAUCGAAACGCUGAAGCUGGCCAUCAAGUACAUUGGGUUCAUGAAAGACGUCACCACCAGUGACAACAAAUAACGGAUUGCACGUGCCGCGCAUGAGAUGUGUUUGUUCGUUUUCAUCCCUGAAUAAUUCCCACCUAAGUUUGUGGCGAAGAAAAAAAAGAAUGAAAGAGAAAGAGAGACAGAGACAGAAAGAGAGAGACUUGUGUGGCCGCGUUUUACCAUUUACAUGGAUCAGCCAAUCGAAUGCGCUCUAGCAAGUGACGUUCAUACGAGACAACCUGUUGGUGCUUUAACAGUUUAGUGAAGGCAAACCAUAAGUGCUUUUUAGUAUACUAGUACUUAUAUUGUGUACUUGAUGAAUGAACAGUGUUUUCAUUUGUUUUCAUUCAGUAUUACCAAUGACUAUCAUCAAAUAUUACGCACGUACUAUUUUCAGUGGUGUUGUCUGAGUAAUACUGAAUAUUGUACAUGCAUUGUGUAGUACUACUAGUUGAUAUAAUGCAAUAUUACACCAGUACUAUUAACUAAUAUGCAACAUUAUACAUGUACUGUUCCGUCCAGAAUAUUUUUAGUGAGAAAACCAUCGCUAAUUAGAGGUGUAUAUUUGCUGUUUGUGGACCACUAUUCCCAUUGAUGUCAUAGUCAUAUUAUUUUUAUUAUAUGAACGUUUUUUUUUCAAUCUAUGGCUUCUUGCUUCGACAAGUGUGAUAAUAUAUUUAUGGUGUUCAUACAAACACUGUAGGCAAAUAUGUCAAUAAAGAAAA